AUGAAGGUACGCAAGUGUCCGACGGACGAACUGGCCGUCACCAAUACAGCUGUCGUGAACAAGGAGGAUUUCGACGCUAAUGGUGUGAAGCAUGUUCAAAUGCAAACUGGCCCAGGACACCGCUACGUUUUCACCAUUCGUAACCACCCGUCGAUGAAGAGUAAAGAAAUCGCCUUUGCAAUUGCUCAGCGAAAAUGGGCUGUUCUUAGUUUGGACCAAGAAGUACUAGUGGCACCUUUUUCAUUCAAGAGCAAUCAGUACAUCGGAUCCAUAACCCUGUCAGCGGACUUUCAACUGAAGAAGAAUGCUACUUCUGAGCCGUUGAAUUCCGAUUUCAUGGCGCGUGAAUUUUCUAUGCAAUUUGGUGGUAUGGCAUUUGCUAAGGGUCAAUUACUCGUCUUCCAAUUCAAUGACACCCGAAAAGGGCAAGACCUUCACGUUAUCCCUCGUCGUGAAAAACAUUGA
Messenger RNA from Cooperia oncophora, 465 nucleotides. The record is from the annotation of a GenBank genome assembly. Lineage: Eukaryota; Metazoa; Nematoda; Chromadorea; Rhabditida; Trichostrongylidae.